Conger conger (European conger) is the source of this 1059-nucleotide messenger RNA. Its product is annotated as C-C chemokine receptor type 4-like. Gene Ontology annotation, cellular component: membrane. The record is from RefSeq and is a predicted model, not a curated record. The transcript has a single exon. Gene Ontology annotation, molecular function: chemokine receptor activity. Gene Ontology annotation, biological process: immune response; chemotaxis; G protein-coupled receptor signaling pathway. The coding region runs from base 1 to 1059 and encodes 352 amino acids. NCBI's taxonomy places the organism in Eukaryota, Metazoa, Chordata, Actinopteri, Anguilliformes, Congridae.
AUGGAUACCGAUUACAUUCUGUGGCUGAACAGCACUGGGCUUUAUGACUAUUAUAGUAAUUUCACUUAUGUAUUUGUGGUCCGGUGUUCCAAGAGUAAUGUCAACCAUUUCAGUGCCCAGUUCCUGCCAGCUUUCUACUACUCAAUUUUCUUAUUAAGCCUCCUCGGGAAUGGACUGGUCCUCUACAUCAUUUACAAGUAUGAGAAACUCAACAGCAUGACCAACAUUUUUCUGCUGAACCUGGUCAUCUCUGAUUUGGUGUUUGCCUCCAGCCUUCCUUUUUGGGCCACAUAUCAUUCAUCAGAAUGGAUCUUUGGUGCAGUGAUGUGCAAAAUGGUGAGCAGUGUGUACUACAUAGGCUUCUACAGUUCUAUUCUAUUUCUCACUCUCAUGACCCUGGACAGAUACCUGGCCGUGGUCCAUGCUGUCACAGCCCUGAAGAGGCGGAGAAACAUGUAUGCCUCUAUCUCCUCUGCCGCCGUGUGGGGCGUUAGUGUCCUGGCCAGUGUAAAGAAGAUCAUUCAGUUUGAUGUGCGAGAAGAUGGCGACUUGGGAACAUUGUGUGAGGAGACAGACAUGACAAAAGAGGUCAUGACCAGAUGGCAGCGCAUAGGCAACUAUCAGCAGUUCAUAUUUUUCUUCCUGCUUCCCCUUGCCAUUGUACUUUACUGCUACUUUAGAAUUACAGUGAAGAUUGUGCACAGUAGGAUGAAGGAAAAGUGCAGGGCAGUAAAGAUCAUAUUUGUGAUAAUUGUUGCGUUUUUCAUUUGCUGGACACCUUACAAUGUUGUUGUACUGCUCAGAGCUCUCCAGGCCUUGGACAGUGGUAACUCAGGUCUGUGUGGAGAUGGCCUGGACUAUGCGCUCUAUAUCACGCGGAACAUUGCUUUCCUGUACUGCUGCAUUAGCCCCGUGUUCUACACGUUUGUCGGCAAAAAGUUUCGGAACCAUUUAAAAAAACUGUUGGCAAAGCGCACUCCCUGUUUAGGGAGUCAGCUGUCAACAAAUCAGAGCAGCAGGACAACAUCUCAAAGAGUCCUGCACACUGUGCAUGAGUAG